Molecule: messenger RNA, 12885 nt
Organism: Eublepharis macularius
Lineage: Eukaryota; Metazoa; Chordata; Lepidosauria; Squamata; Eublepharidae
Gene: VCAN
Product: versican
Exons: 14
Biological process (GO): cell adhesion
Molecular function (GO): calcium ion binding; hyaluronic acid binding
Source: RefSeq, a predicted model, not a curated record
AAUAAAGUUAAGAUACUGAAGGACCUUGUCUUUUGCUUGUUCACAAAUCUGAUUUUUUUCUCCUUUACAGUUAAAGUGGAAAAAAGCCCCCCAGUGAAAGGUUCCCUUGCUGGAAGAGCUGUUCUUCCUUGUUUCUUCUCAACCUUGCCUACGCUGCCCCCAAGCUACCACAAUACAAGUGAAUUUCUUCGGAUCAAAUGGUCAAAGGUUGAGCAGGAUAAAGGUGGAAAAGAUCUAAGAGAAUCCACAGUUUUGGUGGCCCAGAAUGGAAAUAUCAAGAUAGGACAAGGCUAUAAAGGGAGAGUGUCAGUUCCAAGCCAUCCAGAAGACAUUGGUGAUGCAUCAUUGACUAUGGUGAAAUUGCGGGCAAGUGAUGCUGGAGUUUACCGUUGUGAUGUCAUGUAUGGAAUUGAAGAUACUCAAGACAUCAUCUCACUGGCUGUUGAUGGUGUUGUAUUCCACUACCGUGCAGCCACCAGCAGGUAUACCAUGAAUUUCAAACAGGCUCAAGAGGCUUGUUUGGAAAAUGGUGCUGUUAUAGCAAACCCUGAUCAACUGAAAGCUGCUUAUGAAGAUGGAUUUGAACAGUGUGAUGCUGGCUGGUUGUCUGACCAGACUGUUAGAUACCCCAUCAGACAACCCAGAGUUGGCUGCUAUGGAGACAUGAUGGGAAAGGAAGGAGUCAGAUCCUAUGGAUAUCGUCUUUCCAAUGAAACCUAUGAUGCCUAUUGCUAUGUGGGACACUUAAAUGGUGAUGUCUUCCAUGUAACUGUGCCCAACAAGCUAACCUUUGAAGAAGCUAAAAGGCAGUGUGAAGCACAGGAUGCAGUUCUUGCUUCUGUUGGUGAUCUUCAUGCUGCCUGGAGGAAUGGCUUUGACCAAUGUGACUAUGGCUGGUUGGCUGAUGGCAGCGUGCGCUACCCUGCUUCUGUGGCAAGAAUCCAGUGUGGAGGAGGCUUACUUGGUGUGAGAACCCUGUUUCGCUAUGAGAACCAAACAGGGUUUCCUUACCCAGAUAGUCGAUUUGAUGCCUACUGUUUUAAACCUAAACAGAACGUAUCAGACUCUACAUCUGUCGAACUACAUAUACCUUUGGAAAGUGGAUCAGGCAGUUUAUUAACUGAACUGAAGAUAAUACCAACCAAAGCAGCAAUUCAGCCUUAUGCCACACCUGGAGGAAAACAGGAAGAGAACAUACCUAAAAAACCCAUUCGUUUAUCUACUAUUCUACCUCAGACUGUUAAAGACUAUACCGAUUCAUCAGAAGUGACAGAACUGGAUACAAUGUCCACACCUACGCCAUCUAUCUCAUACCUCCAUGAAGAUGAUUCCUUGAGUUCUGAAAGGCUAACUGAACAGAUAGAGGUAGGACCAAUAAGAACAUCUGUAGAUACUGUAUUUAGAGCUAACUUGACUGAUCCUGUUGAAGCUGAGACUUCUGUAGCUGUAAAAAGGGAAGAAACACAACUUGGCAUCCAUCCCACAAAAGCAUCAAUGGAAGCAAAAACUGACACAAAACUCACAACUGUUGUCAUUCCCAAAGAGCUGCUCACUGAUAAUCAUGAACUUAGUUUAAAAGAAGAUGACAGUGGCGAUAUUAUGACUGAUCAUAGACCAGUGACCUCUAGCAGUACUCCAGAGCCAGAUGUUGUUAAAGUGUCAAAGACUUAUUUGGAUGAAAAAGCUACACCUAUACCAGAUGAGUUGUCCUCAAUAACUUUAUUUGGCAUCAAGAAACCAUCAGCGACGAAGACCCCUGAGACACCAGUUUCUACAGCAACAGAUAAAAUUAAAGUGAUACAUGUGGGUUCUCCAGAAUCAGAUGGGGAUGAAGAGCGUACAGUGACCCUUGCUGAUUCAUAUGAAAGUAAAGAUCAUGCAGGACUUAUUCCCACACAUACAUCUUUAGAUAGAGAGGUGAUCACAGUAUCUAAAGUGCCACCAGUUGAAAGUAGCAUGACAUCUUUUACUCCUGCAUCAGACAUUAUGGAGUUACCAAGAGACAUGUCUACUGUCACAGACACAAGUAAUGUCGUGAACCAGACAGGAGGCUUUACCAAAGAUGAAAGAGAUGAAAUGACAAGGCAUUAUGAUGACACAAUCACAAUGCUUGCACCCACACCAGAAAUGAAAUCCGAGAAGACUGAAGGAAAAAUAGAUCAAAAAUAUGAUGGGACUUAUGAAGGAAGUGCUGGUGAGCAGCAGCCAGACUUAGGAACACCCGGAAAAACAGCUACUGUUUCUCCCUCUGUGAACAUUGAAGGCAUAGCAGGCACACAGUCAGUUACAUUUACAGAUGCAGAAAAAGUAACUACUUCAAUUUCACUGUCAAAGACAGAACCUGGUAUUACCCUCAUUUACAAAACUUCAGAAUAUGGAUAUAUUAAAGAUGUAGCCACUGUUACUAUUCAUACAAGUAUCAAAGGAACAGCAACAGAGGCUACAGCAGUUAUUCAAGAGGAAUUCAGUACUAAAGACCAAGCUAUAGAAAAACUGGCUACUGUCCCAGACACUACAACCAUGCCUUUGUCACCUGAACAUGAUGUCGCUGUUGAAGGAUCUGCAUAUGAUGAGAAAUACACACCUACAGAGGCUUUGGACCCAGAUGUGAAGGCAACAUUCGAAAGUGAAAGUAGAGCACCCUCAAUUCAAUCUAUAGGUCCAACAGAAGUUAUUGCUCCCGUAGCUGAAAAAUCUACUGAUAUGGUAAAAUUAGAUAGCCUUACAACUCUUAGUCCGGAAGGUUCAGGAAUAACAGAAGAUGCCAUAGGAACUGAUGCUGUUUUAUUUUCAGUUACGGCAACAAGCAAACCAACAAUGCUGAGUGGCUUAACUACAUCUACAGUUGCUGCAGUAGACAAAGUCCAGCCUACUUCAGCAUCCAAGCCUUUAAUUACCAAAACCCAACCGCCUUUAAUUGACAGGGAACCAGAUGAGGAUACAAACAUAGACAUGGUAAUAAUUGAUGAAUCUAUUUCUUCCGUUAAAACCACUACUGAUGAUGAUUUUACAGGGAAGAUGGUAGAACCAGAAAUUGAUACAGAAUAUUUUACAUCAUCAAGUGUUACCGCAAUUGCCCAGCCCACAGGACCACCCAAGGAGGUUUUAGAAUCUCAAGAGCCACCGCCUCCUACUUCAAAUGCUGACAUAGGGGUGGAAAGCAGCCCUGAUAUAGAUCUGUUUGUUGUUGAUAUCUCAGGCAAUGAUACAGAUCCAUUGCACAGACUUUGGGAUUUAUUUGGUUACUCAAUUCAUCCAAAUGAAAUAGAUGAACCCCCCAUAGAUACUGAAUCAACUCAUGAUGAACCCUGCACAGCAACCCCUGAUGAAGAGUCAUCAGAAAUCUUAAUUCUGGACCCUUUCUUCGCAGAAAUCUACAAUCUUGUAGAGGAAGAAGAAGAAGAAGAAGACUGUGAAAAUACUACUGAUGUUACAACUCCCCCUGCAUUGCAGUUCAUCAAUGGAAAGCAGCAGGUGACAACUGCACCUAAAGAUACAAAAGCUGAAGAAGCACGGAGUGACCAAAUUGAAAGUUUAUCCCAUUUGAAAAAUGUAACAUUUUCACAAAUCAAUGAAACGAGCAUAGUCCCUGAGAAUGAAUUCUCCAGCACAGUAAUGCAAAAUGAAUCCACAGAAGCUAUAACUAGCCAAUCAAACCCAAUGGCUGAGUCUGCCAUAAUAGAAGUGAUCUUUAGUGGGGAAUCAGAAGUUUCCACUACAGAUAAAUCCCUUGAAAUAACAUCAAUACAUGACCAUUCUUUAUUAGAAGUUACAGAGAAAUUAACACGUGCUGGAAAAGACCAUUAUAAGACCGUAACCAAACAACCUAGUGUCAGUACAGAAUACUCAGGAGAUUUUAGUACUGACUCCAAACUAAAUAGUGAUGUCUUUUCACAUACUGGGAAAACAACAUUAAAUGAGUCAAACAGGUUUUCUGCUACACCUUCAGAUCCAAGUAAGUUUUCUGCUACCACUGCUGUAGCCAUAAGCAUGGAAGAGGCUAUAUCAAAGGAAGCUUCCACUCUACAAAAUGAUUAUAAAUCAUCAGGAAGGCCUGAGAUACUUUCCAUACUAAAACAUUUUGAAACAACCAAAAGUCCUAAUUCAUUGAGUAUUCCAGAAGGCUCUGGAGAUGAGCAAGAAGAUAAUUCUAAAUAUGCAACCAUGGUAAUAAAAACAGCAGAAACAGAAGAGAUUACCAGUUGGGAAACUUCCUCAAAUUUUGGCAAAACCCUUCCUACCACAAGUAGCUCUAGCAUCUCACACCAUCCUGCUUCUUUGUACAAGGAAGCUACCUCUACAACUGAGCAAGGUUCUGUAGAAUCUUCUACUAAAUAUAUUACUGAACUAAUUUUAAAGAACAAAGGUCUGACUUCUAUCAAAACUGCAAUAAAAUUGGAAGGAGAUGAGGAUGACACUGUGAGCACCAUUUCUUCACCUUUGGAAUAUCCAGUUACUGUUGAGACAGAAAAGUUGCUAUUCAGUAAUGAAUUUGUGACCUUUAGUGAUAAGGCCAGAACUGAGAGCCAAGAAUCUAUAACCCUCAGCAAAACCAUAUCAGUGACAGAUACUCCACAACCCAAAACAAAAUAUUUCACUGAGAAGAGAAUGCCUAUAGAAGAAAUAUCUGGAGAUGGAUCCACAGAUGUUUGGAGGAAACUUGGCACAGGCGUGCUUUUUAAGGGGCCCACAAGCAAAGUGGUAAGUACUGUCUCCCCAUUUAUUGAACCUGGUUCUGGAGAAAUGGAUGACAUGAUCCAGGCUACCAUGACUUCAUUUCCAUUGUCUGGACCUGAAAACACUGACACACAAAUAAAAGAAAGAGACAUUUUUAUCACAGAUUCCUCAUCUGUGAAACAUGCAGUAACAGUUGACCCCAGAAUGCCAAUGUUAAGUACUGAAUCACAUAGGUGGGCAAUGGAAACUAUAACUAAAGGUCAAGUAUCAAAGAACAUAACAAAUAGUGAAGGACUAACAGAUAUAACUAAUACAGUUACAUUGUUGCCAUUUAGUGAAAAAUCUAUCCUUGAGUCAAAUGAAGAGGUGACAGUGUAUCCUAUAGCAACAAAACAGAAAAUCGACUUCUUUGAAACAUCAGAUGUGGCAUCAUCUGUGGUGCCUUUGAUGAACAUUACCCAUGAUGUUGAAAACAUAAAUCCAGUAACUGAACUUAUUGAAAGUGAAAGUGCUGUAAUAACUUCCCCCAGUUCUCCUACAAUAUUGACAGAUAGCAUUGUUCUAGAAGAAGGAGACUCUAUAUUGACAAAACAUGAAACUGUAGAACCUGUUCUGUCAGGAAGUACAAGAUACGUUUCUCCAACUACUUUUACAGAGAAAACUUCCCUUAUGGAUGUGGGCUCAGGAGAUGAAGACAGAGAUGAAAGAAUGGUUAAUACUCAAUUUUCAUUGAUGGAACAGGGUUCUGGAGACAUAGACUCUUUUACAGAUCCUUCCAUAAUAACAACAGUUGUAUCCCGAUUACUCGUAGAAAGAGUUGGAACUCAAACAAUAACAAAUGUAAGACAAGAAAGUCAUGUAACAUCUAAGUAUAAUUUGUUUACAGAUGCACCUACAGAAUUAAGCAUACAUAGUGACACUGACAUCACCACAACCAAUACAGGAAUUGUACAGAAAGAUACUAAUGUACACAGAAUGGAAGACGAAGCACCUGUUGAGCUGGAAAUAAAAGAUAUUGCUGUAAGACCUGUCUUGAAAGAUGAAACAAGUUCUGGUGAAGAAGACAUUGCAGAAACAUCAGGAAAAAUGCCACUUUCAUCUAGUGCGGGAACAGAAGAGUCUUACAUAAAGACUACAGAAUCUGGACAGUUAAGAAAUUCAAGUAUUUUCACAUUUGUACCAAACUUAGAAGAUGUGAAAUUUGAUGUCAGUUCUUCUACUGAGUCUGUGCAAACAAUGCUGUCUCCACUUGAUAAAACUCUCAAUAUAGAAUCUAAAAUAUUUCAAAACAACACUGUAAGCAGUUCACCAACUUUGGGGGAGAAAAAAGAGUUGAUGGUACAAAAUGUUUACGCUACUGAGGCACCCUCUCUUAAGCACACUCUCUCAGCACUCACAUCUAAAUCAGUUACCACCACAGUUAUUGAUAAAGUUCACCUGUCCUCAGAACAAAGCUCUGGAGAUAAAUUACUUACAGUUCCAUCCACCAUUGUGCCUGCAAGUUCUGCUAUAUUACAUGGAACUUCAAGUAGAUUAAAUUAUGAUAUUCCUAACUCUAAAACAUCAAGAGUAAAUUCAGAGGAGGAAAUAAAGGCAUUUCACAGUCACCCCAGUGAACCAGAUGACGAUUCUAGCAACAAAAUCCAAUUAUUACAUACUACAGCAGAAACAGUGCCUACAACAAAAGAUACAGUUGUUAUUCUUGCAUCCACCCAAGAAACAAGGUUGAUUGAUACUGAGGCAUCAACUAUAAAGCUGUCCUUUCCUGAAAAGUCUCAAAACCAAGAAGAUUAUUAUCAGAAAGAAGGAAGAAUAACAUCAUCGAUUACAAUAGCUAGGGAUAGAAUUUCCCAGGGGGAGGCCACUCAUAUGAUGAGGCAUAAAGAUACAACUACUGUAUCUGAAUGGAUUAGAGGAACCUCUAAAGGACUUACUACCACACCAGAACCCAAAAUGUUGAGCACAAUAGUUUAUGAAAGUUCUGGAGAAGGAUCUGGCUGGCUGGAUAGCAUGGGAAAGCAUUCUGAUUCACCCACUCAGUUCCCAGAAAGAGAAAUAAUACUUGCAUCUCAUCCCCAUGCUGAAAAUUAUUCCGAGAUUGUGAACCCAGAUGUAGCAAUAGAUGGAUCACAAACUGUGUUACCAUUAGAAGAAAAACAAGAGCUACCAACUUCAGGCAGUGAUCUCUCAGAGACAUCAGUUGAUGAAAUUUCUACAAAUAUCAUGAGAGACUAUGAGGAACUUAUCCCAAUGGUUGAUGACAAAAAGAAUUACUCUGGAGAUGCUUCUAAUUUUAGUGACAUUACCCUAAUUGGACCACACCAUGGAAUAAUAUCAGAUGAAACAACAAUUAUAGAUGCUGAUUUCAUGAAAUCAACACUUGAAGACACAAGUACCCAAACAAUGGUGCUUACUGAGACACACUCAUCAUAUGAUCAUAAUACUGCCACAACUAUUGAUAUGACGAUUCAGAACACAUCACCAGAAUUUGCUUUUACUGAUGAUGAAUUAGGCAGCUUUGGAGAUAGUCGAGGGACACCUGAAACCAAGAAGUUCAUAUUCAGUGAACCAAUAAUAUUUGAACAUACACCAGUGCCAGAUGAUAUGGGUUCAGGAGAUGUUAUAUCUUUUACAACAGGAAGUCCCAUCACACAUGAGUUACCUAAGAUAGCUACUUUGUUUCCAGGCAUAACAUUUCUUGCCAGCUCUACCAUAUCAUCUCCAACCAGCCCCAGAACUGAUAAAAAUGAAAAAAUGUCACAGUUGGAAACUAAAGAUUUUACAUCUAAAACUGCUAUAGAAGACAACUCUGAAUUACAGACAUUGUCAGACAACCAAGCAAUAGCUGAUGAAAGUGAAAUUGUUUCUACUUCUGGCCUUUCAGAAAAGGAACAAAUAGAGUUGGAUGAAAAGAAAGACAUCACACCUUUCUCUGUACCACCAUACUUACUUACUAAGACUGUACAAACUUUGACAACAAACUCUGAAGAAGCAAGCAUUGUUUCCAUACAAUUGGUUUCCCAAAGUGCCAUAGUGACUGAAAAAACAAAUAAUGAUGAAAUAAAAACUGCAUCCACAGAAUCCAUCAAAAAAGAUUCAGAAAAAUUUCUUCAUGUAACUGAAACACCAAAAUCUCCUGUAACGGUCCAUUUGCUAAAUGGAGCUAACAAGUAUCCUGAAGAAAUCACGUUAAGUACUGCAUCAUCAGUAGAUUCUGCAAAACAUAAUUUGUCAUUGACUCAAUCCUUCAGAGAAGCCAGUGCUGAUAUCACAGCAACUUAUAAACCUCCCCCUAAAGAAUCAUCUGAUGGCAUUCAGUUUCCAUUAACGUCUUCUCCCAAAGUGGAAUCAGAAGGUACAAUCACUGAAAGUACAGCUGUUUCUAGUAGACAGGUAACUCAAAGCAGAGGAAAAGCAGGAAGGUCUUCAUCAGAACUGUUUGCCUGGAAAGAAGUAACUGUUUCCGGAGAGUACCUUUCAAAAGAAUCUAAACCAACAGCCUUUACACAGUUAAAUACUAAAGUGUUAAUAGACAGUUCAGAAGAAGACACUUCUGAAAGUGUGAAGAAAUUAAAUCAAUUAGAUGAAAACAGUGCUGCGGGAGCCUUGCCAUGGUUAUACACGACAUCUUCAGUUCCACAUGAAAGUAAAACAGGUGAAGUGUUUGAUGCUGAUGAGGAAGCCAGUGCUCAGCCGAUUUUACCUUCACCCCCUGUAGACACUCAGACUGAUUUGGAUGUGCAGAAAGAGCCUACAGCAUUUUCUUUUUAUACUGCAACCAAAAGCCCACAUCCUGAAAGCAUUCCUGAGUAUAACAAGCAGACAAGAAACACCAAGGAGUUAAACACCAAUGAACUUGUAACACCACCAUUUUUACUUCUGGAUGUUACUAAUGGAUCAGAUUUCCUGAUUGGCACAGGUGGGGGUUCAGUUGAAGGCACAGCAGUUCACAUACCAGGACAAGAUCCAUGCAAAAGUAAUCCCUGUCUACAUGGUGGUACUUGCUAUCCACGGAACUCUUUCUACAUUUGCACAUGUAUGCCAGGCUACAGUGGUGACCGGUGUGAAAUAGAUGUUGAUGAAUGUCAGUCAAGUCCUUGCAGAAAUGGAGCUACAUGCAUUGAUGGGGUCAAUACAUUUACUUGCCUUUGUCUUCCAAGUUACGUUGGCGGUCUCUGUGAAAAAGACACUGAAACCUGUGAUUAUGGCUGGCAUAAGUUCCAAGGGCAAUGCUACAAAUAUUUUGCUCAUCGUCGAACGUGGGAUGCAGCUGAAAGAGAAUGCCGUCUCCAGGGAGCCCAUCUGACCAGCAUCCUGUCUCAUGAAGAACAGCUCUUUGUGAAUCGUAUUGGGCAUGACUAUCAAUGGAUUGGCUUAAAUGAUAAGAUGUAUGAGAAUGACUUCCGUUGGACCGACGGCAGCAUAUUGCAAUAUGAAAACUGGAGACCAAACCAGCCCGACAGUUUCUUUUCCUCCGGAGAGGAUUGUGUUGUUAUAAUUUGGCAUGAGAACGGUCAGUGGAAUGACGUGCCAUGCAAUUAUCAUCUCACAUACACCUGCAAGAAAGGAACAGUUGCUUGUGGCCAGCCUCCAGUUGUAGAAAAUGCAAAGACUUUUGGGAAAAUGAAGCCUCGUUAUGAAAUUAACUCAUUGAUCAGAUAUCACUGUAAAGAUGGUUUCAUCCAGCGUCACGUUCCAACCAUCCGGUGCCAAGGGAAUGGACGAUGGGAUUUGCCUAAAAUUACCUGCAUGACUCCAUCUUCAUUCCAAAGGACUUAUUCUAAGAAAUAUUAUUAUAAACAUUCUUCACCAGGAAAGGGAAAUUCAUUAAACUCAUCAAAACACUUUCAUCGUUGGAUCAGGACAUGGCAGGAUUCAAGGCGUUGAAGACACUCUGGUCAAAUUAGGACAAUUGCCGGACCAGCCAAAGUCCUAAGUUACUGUGCCUUUCUUUUUCAGUUAUACAAGUAUUAUUGAGAAUUUGUGGAAACUUAAGGACCGCAGUACUCACAACACAUAUCAGCAAUUGCUACAUAUGCCAAUUUGAAAAGGGAUCCAUUUCCAGCCUAUGCAGUAUAUUAAUCAUUAAGGGACCAUUUGAUGAUCUAAACCAGCAUCUUGCAAUAAUUAGAACUGUUCCAUUUUAGCACCGAUGAUAAUGUAAAUAAGAUGAUUUAAUGGUGUUUAAAUGUGUCUUGUGUUCAAAAACCUGUAUAUACAAUGAAAUGUCACACUAAGUUCAGACUUAUUUAUGGCUAUCUGGCCUCAGAGGUCUUUAAUCAUUUUUUUUGUUUAUCUUGAGGUACUUCACCAUGCUGGAAAUAGUUUUAGAUUGUUGUCUGAUUUUUUAAAAAAUGGAAGGAAAAAAGCUGUUGCAAAUAGAAGAUGGACAGUGGAAGCAGCACCUUGCUUUAGGGAACAUGGAUGGUGCAGUCUCUACAAGAGGUACCACAUAAAACUACAUGAUGCACAUGAUGUGAACCUUUCCUAAGGAGCACAAGUGGGAUCACACCUGACCUGGGGACUGCAACUUGACCUUUCCAGCUAUGGCAUCGACCAAAAGGGACUUGCCUUGAGGAUUUUUUUUUUGACAAGGAGGGCCUGUAGGAAUACAAAGUGCUAAUACAAUAAAUUUCAACCAGGGCCACUUUUUAAAAAAUGUUUUACAACACUAACCAUAGGUCUAAGUUACAGCUCUCUGCAUUUUUAAGAUGGAGAUAGAUAGACCUACCUUUUUUGUAAAAAAUAAAAAGUAAAAAGUAAAUAAUUUUGUAUAUAUAAAUAUAUAUAACCAUUUUUAAUCCUUUUUAUAAAGUAAUGAAUGUUUGCGUAUGAAUGCUGCAGCUGUGAAGCGUACAUAAAUAAAUGAAGUAAGCCAUACUGAGAUAAUUUAUUGGAUGUUCUUUCUGUCUUAAAAUAGCUUAGUAACUCAUUGUUAGCUACCAAACUCAACUAAUGUGUUUGAAAGAGCUAGACUUGGUUUCAAAUGUUUUGACAUGAGAAGGAAAUGCUAAUAAAUGGGAUUAUUUGUCUGAGAUAACAUGAAUGAGAGCUGUGUGAGCAACAUCUUUGUUAAUAAUAUUUAUGUGUCCAUAGAAAUAUUAUAGAAUUUUCUUCAAAGAAGACAUCUAGGGUGGAGAUAGAUGUACCCCAGUCGGUAAUCUGCUCUGGCUAGCUGCACUCUAGCUGCCUUUCUAAGAACACUGUCCCGGGAGGAGGCACCACUAAAUAGAAUGAGGGCCAAGCUACAAGUGACGGAUGACACUUGAACGGCAAGUGGAUUGCGUGGAGGGCAAGUGAACAGGGAGAAAUACACUUGCCGUUCAAGUGUCAUUUGUCACUUGUAGCUUGGCCCUCAGACUUGCCACCAAGAUAGAUGUGAUGGCAUCCACAGGGCUAGCCUGAGGAUGCUGGCACCUUUUUAAACCUUAAUUUUUUAAGGUUUUAAAAUGCCACAAGGGCCCAAUCCUGAUCAGCCUGUAGCGUGGAAGGAUGAGGCACUUUUGCUCUCCCCGCCACCAUGCCUUGUCAAAUGCCAAAAUGGUUGCAUGCACCCCACAUGGGAAAAGGUUCAGGGAAACAAGAGUGUCUCAUCCCAUCAUGCUGCUAGCUGAUCAAGAUCGGGCCCUUGUGGUAUUUUAAAUAAUCUCAUUAGGCUUUAAAAUGGCAUUGGCACCCAGAGGUCAGCUCCAUAGAUGCCAUCAGGUUUGGUUUGGUCUUAGUUCUGGGCAGACCUGCUUAGGGUUGCUCCCUAGGUGCAAGAAGUGGUAUUUUAAAAUAAUAUUCUUCCUAUUGCAAUGUAAUUGUUCAUUUUCAACUUAAGAAAAGAUAAGAAUUUUUUUUAAUGUUCUGUACUUCUAAUUUUCUGGUAGCACAUUUUAAAGGAAAAUAACAUCCAUCAAUAAGGGCUGUCAAGGAAGUCAUUCUUCAUAAACUACAGCUGAUACUUUUUUAAAAAAUGUGUAAAGUAGCCACAGUGUAAAAGUAACGCAGGCAUACUCUCACAUGUCACAAAAUGGCCAUUUAUCUGAGUGACAAAACAAUUCCACACAAUCAUUUUUACUUCAUUUGAAUGCAGAUUGUGUGAACUGGUAUUUAUGGUCAGGGCUGACUCUGGUUUUAGUAGAUGAACAUCUCUCACCACACAUAGCUACAUUCCAAUGAAUUAUUCAAAUGAAAGCAAACAUGUCAUUAUGACCUGAAGCCAAUUUUGUAAUGUGCAAAUUUAUGAUGGAUUCAUAAAAUUAGUUUUCCAAGUGCACACAAUUCCCUGUAGACACAAAAAGGAGGAGUUUUCAACAAGCUGGAUCAAGUAAAAUGCCUGGAGCUAUAAUUUGCUUCAAGGCCACAAGGCAAAAGUAUAUCUUGCCAGAAAUCAGAGUCUAAAUGGACAUUUCAAAAGCCCGCUGUGUGAUGAUGAUUGCAGAGACACUUACCAGGCAUUGGGAGAACUUGGGUUAACUUCCCAGAUUCUUAAAACAACAUGGUAUUCAGUAGUAGUUGGUGAUUAAGUUUGCUGUGUUAAAAUAUAGAAUGAGCAUAACUAACCAGUCCAUUUUGCUGUAUAUUUUUCUGCAUGUUUAUUAACUUCACCCUUCCAAAACAUUAGAUCAAAAGGAUCCUAGAUUGAGCCUAGGUGGGACCAGUUUUGUGAAAUGUGAAACUACUCUAAAAAAAAUCAGGCAAUUCCUGAUCAUUUUUUUUUUUUUUUGCUUUCCAUGGUCUCUCUUGUUAAGCUGCCACUGUUUGGAUCUGUACGUCCCCCUCUUUUCUAAUACUAGAGACGCUUUUUCACUAUUUAUAUUCUCUUUUGUAUAGAGUGUAAUGUGAAUGUUUGUUCUUGUGGAAGAAAGUCUAGAAACUUUGUGAACAUUUUAUAUAUUGGCUCACCAAAGAAACCUUGUUUUGCUCUACUGUGACUUGUCCUGUUUAUUGCAUGUCUUUGAACUCAGUCUGUGUAAUGUCACUUCUAGUGAUGAGGUAAGUAAGAUUACUGAGAACAGCAAAUACGGGGAAAUACAAACACUAAUUUUUUUAUGUUUCUAGUCUUUCUAGCUGGUUAACCAGGGUCAAAUUUUGAUUGACUUUUGAUGGGAAAUGGAUUAGACCGUAGUCAAUAAGAGAUGUUUUAUACAAUCUGUUUUUAUAAUAUACCGUAUAAUAAAGCUUUGUAAACUUUGAGAUUAUUCCCAAUAAACAGUAUAUAGA